Solanum lycopersicum (tomato) is the source of this 1756-nucleotide messenger RNA. Its product is annotated as 2-carboxy-1,4-naphthoquinone phytyltransferase, chloroplastic. The record is from RefSeq and is a predicted model, not a curated record. NCBI's taxonomy places the organism in Eukaryota, Viridiplantae, Streptophyta, Magnoliopsida, Solanales, Solanaceae. Gene Ontology annotation, molecular function: prenyltransferase activity. Gene Ontology annotation, cellular component: membrane. Gene Ontology annotation, biological process: phylloquinone biosynthetic process.
UUUUGUUUCUUAUUGACUGCUGCUCAACUGAUAGGCUUAUCUUUGCACUGGUGUUUCUUGAAAUUCUUGAUUCUUGAUACAGAUAAAAUUUGCUACUUUUUAUAUGUUCUUGGGCAUUGUCUCUUUAUUCUCAAUUUCAGUGGUGAUGUUUUCAAAAUCCCAAUUUUGGCUGAUGCUUUAAGUGGUAAUCAGAGUUACUGAUGGCAUCGUCAGCCACUUUCAAUGUUCCAAUUCUUGUUUCUGCCUUUAAUAAGACUAGCCAUGCGCCUAUUUCUUCCAGGAAUUUUAUCUUAAGGACUUGUUCACUACCAUCACACGUCAGACAAAGAUCAAUCUGCUGCUUCCAAUGCACAGGAAGAUCUGGCAGUGUUAUUGACUUAGGAUGGAAAGAAGUCAAGCAAUGGCAUUCAAGCCUGAGAGGUUUCUUCAUGUGUAAAGUGCAACAACAUGAUGCUACCAGUGAGGAGAAUGAAGAAAAUAUCUCACAAGCUACUUUGAUAUGGAGGGCAAUCAAAUUGCCAAUAUACUCUGUAGCCUUAAUUCCUCUAACUGUGGGGAGUGCAGCUGCUUAUUUGCAGACAGGCCUCUUUUCUGCUAGGCGUUAUUUUAUGCUGUUGGCAUCUUCAGUUUUUAUUAUCACUUGGCUUAAUUUAAGCAACGACGUUUAUGAUUUUGACACAGGAGCUGAUAAGGACAAGAAAGAGUCAGUUGUGAACAUUGUUGGCAGCCGCACAGGAACAUUCGUUGCUGCUUGCUUGUUACUUGCCCUUGGCUUCUUGGGGCUUACUUAUACAUCUGUGGAGGCUGCAAAUCUACGUGCUAUAUUACUAUUAGCUUCUGCAAUUACUUGUGGUUACAUAUAUCAGUGCCCACCUUUUCGGUUAAGUUAUCAAGGUCUAGGGGAACCCUUGUGCUUUGCUGCAUUUGGUCCUUUUGCUACGACUGCCUUUUACUUGCUUCAAAGCAACACCAGUGAGCUCCCAAUCACAUAUACAACACUUUCAGCAUCAGCACUUGUUGGUUUCACAACAUCACUUAUCCUGUUCUGUAGUCAUUUCCACCAGGUAGAAGGGGAUAAGGCCGUGAGGAAGUUUUCUCCACUGGUUAGGCUUGGUACUGAAGCUGGUUCUAGAGUUGUAAAAGUGGGUGUGGCAACACUCUAUUCAGGGAUGCUUCUUCUCGGUUUUACUCAAACACUUCCGUUAACAUGUAUUAUUCUUUGUGCUUUAACAAUACCAGUGGGAAAACUCGUAGUUAGCUAUGUGGAGAAGAACCAUAAGGACAAAGCAAAGAUCUUUAUGGCAAAGUAUUACUGUGUGAGACUUCAUGCUCUAUUUGGAGUGGCUCUGGCUGCUGGCUUGGUAGCUGCUAAAAUGGUUGCUAGAUAUCCUGUUCCAAAACCAAUAUAGGAUUCAUCAGGAAUACACAUUGUCGCUGAGAGACCUGAAAAGCAUCAAGGAGCAAUUUCUUUUACAAACUCAGUCUCUUUUGAAUUCAAAUUACAAGAUGAACUUUCUACAGAAGGGAAUGGAAAAAAGAUUCAAAGCUUCUUGGCAAUAGCCUGCCUGCUCGAUCCAAUGGACAUUGGAUUACUUGAACUGCCCUUAGUUCAGUAAAUUUCCAAAAUUCUUUUUGAGUGUAUUAGACUUGAGCACUAAGAAGAACUUUCAAGAAAUGCAUGAAUGUGAUGCAUCAAUAAUAAAUUAGUGUUUCCUGAUGACAAUUAAUUAAUAAUAUAGGUUACAUUAUGUUUGCC